Didymodactylos carnosus is the source of this 1368-nucleotide messenger RNA. NCBI's taxonomy places the organism in Eukaryota, Metazoa, Rotifera, Eurotatoria, Philodinida, Philodinidae. The record is from the annotation of a GenBank genome assembly.
AUGCGCGAUUUGCCAAGUUUGAUAAUACAAGUGUUUCAAAUAGCACAAAUUACACCAUCAUUGAGGUAUAUGACUAUAUAUCAUUUAACAAUGCCCUACGAUCAUUAUGAACGUGCAAAUUUAGUGGAUUUAUAUGCAGGGUUGGCCACAACACCGCGACGGAUAUUUAAAGAAUAUUCGAAAUUAAAUGCAAAUUCAUUGAAUAGUGUCGAUGAAAAUUAUAUUAAUCAUAAAUAUGUGAAAUAUUGUCUUCAAUCAUGGAACGAUGGACAAUUACCAUCAAUAUUGAAUGAAAUAAAAGAAAAAAAGGAUAUGGAAAAAUUAAUUGACAAUAUAUCAAACAAUUCAAGUAUGUAUUGAAAUUAUAUCCGGAACCAAAAUGUUUUAAAAAGUUAACGGAAAACAAAGGUUUACUUUUGAAAACAGAUUGUGAUUUUAUUUUGAUACAAUUUAAAGAAAAUAUUAUUAAUUGUUUAAAAGAAAAUAUCGAUGAUACUGAACUUUUAUUAAAUGUAUGUGUUACACACAAUAAAAAUUCAACAAAUGUCCAACAUGUUUGCUAUAUUGACAAUCGAUUUAUUAAGAGAGACUCAUCGAAAAUUCUAGUGGAUGGAAUGGUCGAUAUUAUCAUAUAUAUUUUUUAAUGUUUUUGGAUUCUACGAUCAAAAGCGGAGUUAUGCAAAAAUUUUUGGUCUCUUUGGACUUAAUUUGACCGAGUUAUAGUAUUUACAAAAUGAUCGGUGUCCGAGAAUCUUGAAAAAGCAUCCUCUUUACUAUUUUCGCUAUAACUUCAUCAUUUUUCAUCCGUUCUGUUUGAGCAGCAUCACAUUCAAAAACCUGAUAAAAACUAAAGAAAAUAGUUGAUUUAAUUCUGUUCUACUGUUGAGUUUUCCUAGAAAAAAAUUAGAAGAAUUUUUACCUGACUCAUCAAUGUUAUUAUUUUCAAUUAAUUCAUUCCAAAUUUCUUCAAUUAUUCCAUGAUUUUUUGUUAAUUUAUACAAUUCAUUUUUAUCUAAAAUUGAAUAUACAUGUUUUUAUUUCCAAAAUUUAUGAUCCAAAAAUUGAUUAUAAAUAAUUUCAAUUUAUUUAAUUCAUUUUUUAUUGUUGUAUUUUUAUCUUGAUUUAUUAUUUCAAUUAAUUUUGUUAAUUCACGUUCAUUUUCUUGUCGUUUCCAAAUAAAACAUAAAUUUAGCAAAUAAAUAAUAAAGGACGAGUGGCAUUAAGGCAUGUUUUCGGCCCAGAAAACUACGACCUAAGACACACAUAUUCGGAAUCAGCGUUAAAUUCUGAGUGGGAUAGCGUCUAAGAAUCGUUUAAAGUCUCAAAAAAACACUUUCGAAAAAUAUUGCCCUUGAGGUAAUAUAGGGC